ACUUAUUAGUUUUAUUUUUUUACGGACUGUGUUUUUAGUUCUAUGUUAAAUUAAAAAUAUUUAUAUCAACUUUUUUUGUUUCUUUUGUUAUCAUGCUAGGAAAUCUAAAAGAAUUCAUAUCUGUUGUACAAGAUGGUUUAGGUGUAAACAGCAAUAUACGACAAACUCUACAGGAGGUGCAGAAGGUAAAGAAUAUAUUUAGAGAUAAACAAAAAGUGAACAGUGAAGCGAAAGUGAACUAUGGUGCUGGCGGUGCGCUGCUUGAAAAAUAUCAGGAACAGUGGGUUGAACUACAUCAGAACGCAGACGACAACGCCAAAGCCGCAGAUGAAGUAGAUAGAAUAAUUCUAGAAUUACACGAAAGUACAAAAACUAAGUUACAAAAUGCCCAGGCAUUGAGUCAGGGGUUAAUGCAUAUACCCGCGUUAACAGCCGCUGUUGCACAGUGUAUGGAUAGUUUGAAGAAUGUUCAGACUUUAUUGAAAACUGUAGAGGAAGAUUUAGUGGAAUUUGAGGAUAUUGCUGAAAGGAGAGCUAUGGAAAAGUGGAAGUUAGACCAUCACUACCAUCUUACACUGUAUCAGGAAAAGAAAAUGGCUGCCCUUGAAGAUAUACGUAGUAAACUAGCUAAAAGUAAUACAGAACAAACUUUUGAGAAGGAGCGUAGAGAACUGGCCGAAUUGCAAACUCGGAGAGAAAAUAGUUCCCAGGCAUUUCAGAAUGACAUGGCCAGAUACUUAAAUAGUGGUGUGGUACCAGCAGGGGCACCAUCAUCACCUAAAAUAACAUUGGAACAAGUGGAGUUGGAUGAUGACGGCUCUGAUUUGGAGAAGUUUCUAGAUAAAUUACCACAUUAAUAUGGCUGGG
Messenger RNA from Achroia grisella, 867 nucleotides. RefSeq names its product dysbindin (gene Dysb). Gene Ontology annotation, biological process: negative regulation of protein kinase activity. The record is from RefSeq and is a predicted model, not a curated record. The transcript has 3 exons. The coding region runs from base 93 to 857 and encodes 254 amino acids. Lineage: Eukaryota; Metazoa; Arthropoda; Insecta; Lepidoptera; Pyralidae. Gene Ontology annotation, cellular component: cytoplasm.